GCUGGCCAUGCCUUCCCUGCUCUCAACCCCCAAGCUGGUUCCCGUAAUAGCCAGGCUCCGCGGCCUCUCAGCUCAAGCUCUGUUGCUGCAGCUGGUGGUAGAAGUGACCGCAAAUAGGCACAUUUUUACUUUGAAGGAUGCAUAUCGUGUUUACAGCGAAGGUACUCCCUCCAGCCUGUGCCAAAGAAGAAGAUUCCACACCGGUACUUAGGCCAGCCCAGCCCAGUUACACAUCCACACCUCCUCAGACCAGUGAAGGAUACCAGUGUGUCUCUCAGUGAGGACUUCCUUUGGCUGAUUCCUCAUCAGACUGGAAUUCCUGCUAGGAAGUCGGCUGACACUCAGGAAAUGCAGCUCACCACUGAAACACACAAGAAAUCAGAGUUUUUCAAAGCUGUAAGGGGAGGUGACACCAGGACUGUCUCAGGUGGAAUACGCACUUCGAAGACACAAACUGAUGGCUCUGAUCCACAAGGAAACCCAGGGGCACAGUGGGACAGACCACACAGUGGUGGUGCUCUCUAACCCCACGUACUACAUGAGCAAUGACAUCCCCUACACAUUCCACCAAGACAACAAUUUCCUGUACCUCUGUGGGUUCCAAGAGCCUGAUAGCAUUCUGGUCCUUCAGAGCUGCUCUGGGAAGCAGUUACCAUCCCACAAGGCCAUGCUUUUUGUGCCUCGGAGAGACCCUGGUCGAGAACUGUGGGAUGGCCCUAGAUCUGGCACAGAUGGAGCAGUAGCCCUAACUGGGGUGGAUGAAGCCUACACCCUGGAAGAAUUUCAACACCUAGUACCUAAACUGAAAGCGGAGACAAGCAUGGUUUGGUAUGACUGGAUGAAGCCUUCUCAUGCACAGCUUCACUCGGACUACAUGCAGCAUCUGACCGAAGCCAAAGCCAGAAGCAAGAACAAGGUUCGGGGUGUCCAGCAGCUGAUCCAGCGCCUCCGACUAGUUAAAUCUCCUGCAGAGAUUAAGAGGAUGCAGAUUGCUGGGAAGUUGACAUCAGAGGCCUUCAUAGAGACCAUGUUUGCCAGUAAAGCACCAGUGGACGAAGCCUUUCUCUACGCAAAGUUUGAAUUUGAAUGCCGGGCCCGAGGUGCCGACAUCUUAGCCUACCCACCAGUGGUUGCAGGCGGUAAUCGCUCGAACACUUUGCACUAUGUGAAGAACAAUCAGCUCAUCAAGGAUGGUGAAAUGGUGCUUCUUGAUGGAGGUUGUGAAUCUGCCUGCUAUGUGAGUGACAUCACCCGGACAUGGCCUGUCAAUGGCAGAUUCACCGCGCCUCAGGCAGAGCUCUAUGAAGCUGUUCUAGAGAUCCAGAGAGCGUGUUUGACACUGUGCUCCCCUGGGACAAGCUUGGAGAACAUCUACAGCACAAUGAUAGCACUAAUGGGGCAGAAGCUUAAAGAUCUGGGGAUUGUGAAGAACAGCAAAGAAAACACCUUCAAGGCUGCUCGGAAAUACUGCCCUCACCAUGUUGGCCAUUACCUUGGAAUGGAUGUCCAUGACACUCCAGACAUGCCUCGUUCACUCCCUCUGCAGCCUGGUAUGGUGAUCACAAUUGAACCAGGCAUUUACAUUCCUGAGGAUGACAGAGACGCACCAGAGAAGUUUCGCGGUCUCGGAGUACGGAUUGAGGAUGAUGUGGUGGUGACUCAGGACUCACCUCUUAUCCUUUCUGAAGAUUGUCCCAAAGAGAUGAAUGACAUUGAACAGAUCUGCAGCAGGACCUCAUGACCACCACUGUCGCUGUCACAUCUCAGGUCCCAGACUGGCGUCCUGCCUAUGUGUGUAGUCAGCGUCUCUGUGGCGGAUUAGACACAGGUUCUGUGGGGAGUACACAGCUAUAUGAGUGGAUGUCCUUAUAUAUCAGGACAUUUUCAUGUUAGGUAGAUGUAAAUCUGGGAAGGUAAAUUCUGGAACAGUCUGUUUCUAGGACUUUAGUGACAGUAAUUCUGGAAAGCUAGUGGUCAAGGAAGUUUAACAUGUGGAUGUAAAGUACGGUUUUGGUUGUGCAUACCCAUGCAUUCCAGUUAACACAUUCAGCAGAAAACUUGUCUUCAGGUUCUCCCUUUCCUCACUUCUGCUGAGAUACACUUAGUAUCCUAGAUACUUGUGUGAUGCUUGUGUUUUUACUCUUCACCAAUGCCUGCCUGUGCUAAAAGCUACCUGUCAGUGUUCCAGGUGGCCAAUACCUAUCCUCCGUGAUCUCUGCCUCCCCAGCCAAGCUCCAUACAUCUUCUGGGACCUCUCAGGCUCAGGGAGCAUGCGUGUCCUGCAGUCUUUCCAUUCAGCCACAGUACAGCAACACCAGCCAGCCAACAAAAGAGUCUCGGGUCUUUCUUGCCAUUCGGUUGUCCAGCACCUGGAAAGUGCCUAGGUUUUUAAAGGGGAUUCUUUUUCAAACAUCCACCUUCCUGUCCUUCGUAGGUUCUUUUCUUAGACAAAAUGUCACUGUGCCUCAGAUCCUUCACAGGCUGCUUUCCUUUGUGACAGGCUCUUGAGGUAGUUCAGGCUGGCCUCAGACUACCAGUCUUCCUGCACCCGCCCAUUUUUACAGGGGUUUUGUGGGGAUUUUGGUUGGUUGGUUGUUGGGUUGGUUGGUUGGUUGGUUGGUUAGUUGGUUGGAUAGUUGAUUUUUCUUUUUUUUUUUUUGGUUUUUCGAGACAGGGUUUCUCUGUGGUUUUGGAGCCUGUCCUGGAACUAGCUCUUGUAGACCAGGCUGGUCUCCAACUCACAGAGAUCCACCUGCCUCUGCCUCCCCAGUGCUGGGAUUAAAGGCGUGCACCACCACCGCCCGGCUAGUUGAUUUUUCAAGACAGGGUUUCUCUGUGUAGCCCUAGCUGUCCUGGAACCCUCUUUAUAGACCAGGCUGACCUUGAAUCUAAGAGAUCCGCCUCCAUCUGCCUCCCUGCUAAGAUUAAAGGCCUGCACCACCACCUCCCAGCCUUUUGCCAGUUCCCUUGAACUGGCUAUGUAUGUCAAAUCAUCAUGAUAGGACUCAGUCUAGGUAACAGCCCUGGCUCUCCUGUACACCAGGCUAGCCUCGAACUCACAGAAAUCCAGCUGUCUCUGCCUCUGAAGUGCUGGGAUUAAAGGUGAGUUCCAUGUGUCCACUUCCUACUCUAAGCUAGGGUGGCAUAGCAAUGACAAAGAGUCAUGUUUCAAUACAGCAUCAGGUUCGGUUAUACAACCCAGCUUGCAUGGUGAGCAGGGCAGGACUGGAUUAAUACAAAUGCUUUUUUCAAAAGCUCUGUGAUAAAGAGACCUUAAGAGCUAGUGUGCUAAUUUCUUUUAAAUCUGAGUGUGUGCAUAAUACAGACGACUGUACCCAGACAUAGUUCACACACACCUGUCAGCACAGCACUUGCUAGAUUGAAGGGGAUUGCUGUGAGUUCAAGACUAGCCUAGGCUACAGGGUAAGUCCCUGUUCCAAAGAUGAAAACAAUAGUAAUACAGAGAUUGAAAGUAGGAAGUAUGGGUCCUGCCUGCUCUCUUGUGCUCAUGCAGGUCAUAAGUAAAGCAUAGUGAGCUCUCCCACCAGUCCAAAUGGUACCUUCGCCUCCUUUAUAACAAUGUUCCCAGAAAUUUCUGCCAAUUAAACUUGAGUUCUGAGUUGGAGCCAGUACCACAACUGACUAGAAGACUGUAAAUGAAAGGAUCACUUAUUUAAUCAGGCAGUGGUGGUGCACACCUUUAAUCCCAACACUCAGGAGACAGUGCCAGGCUGGUCUCAGAGUUCGAGGACAGCCUGGUCUGUAUAGUGAGUUCCAGGACAACCAGGGUUACAAAGAGAGACCAUAUCUCAAAAAAAAAAAAAAAAAAAAAUUUAAAUGGGUGCCCAAGCUGGUGUCAUAAAGAACACUACACGGAGAAUACGGAGAAUUUUUUAUGGUGUGGCUAAUGGUUUUUAUUCUUAACUUCCUGAAGUGACAUCUAAAGCCCAAACCUGAAUAGACUGUGUAAGUUUUAGACCUUGGUAAAUCUUCUUUAAAUUGACGUGUUUAUGUAUUCCUGGGCAAUGACAUCAUAACUCCUACCACUGUAACAGAAUCCUGUGGUCAUAAACCUCUGGGCUUCUUCCUCCUAUGGCCACUGCGGAGCUUUGACUGUCAGUAUUGUAUGGGUCAGGGGUCACCACUGGACUUCAGGCCCACAGGCCGUGCACCCACCAGAAUCCAGAAACUACAAUCUUGGUCAACAUUUCUUAAUGCUUUGUAUGAAUUUUGUGCAAUUAUAAGUUCUGUUUGAACAAAAUGCUGUUACUCUUUAAGGCCCUAUUCAAUGACAAUGGAUGUAGCAUUCCCCAAUAAAGGGAGUGCACUGUUACUGUCAUUUUUUAAAUAUACUA
Molecule: messenger RNA, 4355 nt
Organism: Chionomys nivalis (European snow vole)
Lineage: Eukaryota; Metazoa; Chordata; Mammalia; Rodentia; Cricetidae
Gene: Xpnpep3
Product: X-prolyl aminopeptidase 3
Exons: 12
Coding region: 458-1741 (427 amino acids)
Cellular component (GO): mitochondrion
Molecular function (GO): manganese ion binding; metalloaminopeptidase activity
Source: RefSeq, a predicted model, not a curated record